CUAUGUCAUUCUUAAUUUUUCAUUUUUCAUUUUAUUUUUUACCUUAGCUGUUUAGCACGAUUUUCAUCCAUUUCAUGUGUUCAGCGUCAAAAAAAUCCAUUUCUAUUUUUUUGGAUUGGAUUUUGCAUUUUGAAACACGGGUGAAUAAUCGUGUAUUUCGUGAUUAUACUUCUGCUUUAUUAAUAUAAUUUUAUACUGGAUAAGUGACACUAUGUGGAUAAGAUCGGGUUACUCUAUAGGAUUUGAAAUAAUUUAAACAAUUUGUGCAAAAAAAUCCUUGAAAAAACGCUACCAAGAUGAUGAUAACAAUACAUGGACUACCACAUUCUACAAAGUAUUCAGAUUUGAAAUUGCUAAUAAAACAAAAAUGCAAUAUAUCAGACUUUAUCCUUGAUUCUUUGGUUGUGGACCCCGGCCGUGAUGGAUCGAAGAAAGUCCGCGUCGGGUUAACCGAUGACAGCGAGGGAGCCCAUUUGAUUAAGUGUCUGGACGGAUAUAACUUUCUAGGAUGUGUUCUGACAGUGCAACCGUAUGCUAAAUCUUCGCAAGCAAAUCCAGCUCAGCAUAGUGCUUAUGGUAUGAAAGAUGGUUAUCAACAGAGGAAUGACUACCAGGCACCCAACCAAAUGGACGAUAGAGGUAGAAUGGACAUCCCACACUCCAACCGGUGGGGCAACCAGUCUGCCAACCAGUCCAGUUUGCAGUGGCAACCUAACCAACUCGCACAGCCGCAACCUCAUGGUCACGAUGCUUACAGUAACUAUCAACAACAACCCGUCAACCCUUAUGGACUCAAUAUUGGUCAGCAAGUUAAGCCACAAUUUGCACCUCGUGAUGCAAUGGAGUCCACACACAGGGCUCAACAAACCCAGAGUUACAACCAGAACUACAUGCAGAAGAGCAAUUUAAUUAGUCUUGGGCCUCAGAGACACAUAGCGCCAAGUGCGGUGCGACCAAUACCAGACGCCGCGCGACCAGUGCAAGCCGAGCGCUACCCGCCUCAGAACUACAACAUACCCGAAAAACCGAUGACCAUAAUGAAGGACAACUUCCAAGGCCCUACUCAAUACAACCUGCUGACGGGCCACGACCCGGCGCCGGCAACCUUCCAGCCGGCCAACCAACAAUCGCCCUGGAGCAGUCAGCACCAACCAAAGCCUUUCGAGAAACCAUUACCUUUUGACAAGAAGCCAUAUGACGACAGGAAGUAUACUCCAAACAUGGCAACAAAGCCGCUCACUGAUCCGAAGUCUGAUUACAAGAGCUACGAUAAAACCCGCGAAUUGUCUCCCCGAAGAGGUUAUAGAAGGGAUGCAACCCCUGAAAGGGGUAACAUACCCGCUGAAAGGGGUAAUUUACCUCCUGGCAGACACGUUUCGCACUCUGGCAGAAUUUCACCAGAGAGACCUGGUCGACAAGUCUUCAUAGACAGAAAAUCCCCUGGACGUCGAGGUUCACCCGACAGACGAAUGUCUCCUGCCAGGCAGGUUUACAUUGAACGUAGAGUGUCACCUGGACGUAGACCGUCGCCUGGUCGUAAAGUUUCACCUGGUCGUAAAAUUUCACCUGGUCGUAGAGUGUCACCUGGACGUAGACAGUCGCCUGGUCGUAAAGUUUCACCUGGUCGUCGAGUGUCACCUGGGCGUAGACCGUCGCCUGGUCGCAGAGUUUCACCUGGUCCCGGACGUGUCAUUUCAGACAGGAGAAUUUCCCCGUCCGGCCGUCAGAUGCCAGUGUCAGGACGAGUCCCUUCCCCGUCUCACAGACGAAUCUCGCCACCAAGAAAAGAAGAGUACAUACGAGGACGAGUUUCACCUCCUGCUCAUUCUCCUGCAGAUAGACGCAUGCGGCACCCGUCCCCCGGCAGAGAGGGAGGUCGCGGAAUGCCCCCGCACGCGCGACAGGAGUCGCCCAGGAGACCAGGAAGGUUCUCACCACCUCGUUUCUCCGACAAACCGAUGCCGAUGGAGUAUCAGGACGCUCGACCAAGUAUCAAGAGCGUUCGCCCCGCCUACGAGCCGCCGGCCAAGGCGUCAAACGAAGCUAAGUACUCAGGUGGUUAUCGGCCCAACGUCCGCGAGGACGAUCAUUAUCCAGCAAGGGGACAAGAACGUUGGAAAGAGAAAGAGUUUGGCCACAAAGACAUAGAAGAUAGAAGGGACACCGCUAGACUUCAAAAGUUUGACAUACCGAGGACGUCUGACCAAGAGCCGGAAAAGUCUAGAUCACGUAAUCGAAUGUCGCGAUCUCCGAGACGAGAUCGGUCACCAUUGAAAGAUCGCUUGCGACGCCAUUCGCCUUCACCGCGCUCACCUCGACGCUCCUGGGCUUUAGAGAAGCGUCGCAGCCCCGACAUGCGCGAACCUCCUCCUCCUCCAGUUUGGCCUGGACAGGAGACUAAAACUACCGGCUAUCAACACCCUAGCCGAUCAGAUUUCACGGAAAGAGACCACGAGAAAACAUCAGCUGUCUGGCUUACGUCGCAGGAUAAAAAACGAGAUGACCACAUCAGACAAAGGGUUGCCGAUCGUGAACAUUUCGAGGAAGAAAUGCGACGUCGUGGAGCGCCAGAGAAAUGGAAAACAGUUCCGCAGUUGAGCCCCAAAGGAACCUCGCGUUACGCGGACGACGACCGUACGUUUAGAAACGACAAGUAUGUGAGGAAAGAUUACGAGGAACGACAUGAUUACCGCGAUGAAGACGAUGACCCAUCCAGUCGGAGGGAUAGAGAAAUGCGAGAACAACGUAACGAUCCCCGCCGCGAUGAAGAUUUCGAUGCGAAAGACAACAUUCUCCGGAAAGAAAAAUAUGCUGGCAAUAUCGAAGAAAAAAAGAAGGAGAUUUUGAAAAAGCAGGAACAAUUGCAGAAGGAGAUCGACGAAGUGUACAAGAGAGCAGUAGAUUUUAGCAAAAAAGCGGAGUUGUAUAAAAAGGGUGAACUGAAGAAAAAAUCGAGCUACGAGCCCUCUCGCCGCCUUGACGAAGAUUCAAACGAUUCAGACGAUAGUUAUGAAAAAUAUUCUCGAAAAGAGAAAACUUAUCAAAAAGAAUAUGAGAGAUCAGGACACGGAUUCAGCGAAGUCACAGACAGGGUGACUCCGGGGAAAACGAAGAGAAACACGGCGAUCGCACAGAUCGCCGAUAAAAUAAUGAGGUUCGGCAACUACUUGCCGGCAGAACUCAAACCGCGCGUCGUGGCUGAGCUUCAGUUGUCCGUCUCAAAAAUACUUACCGACAUGUUUGGAAAUGAAGACAUAUCUUUUAUAGAAAUGGUAAUAAAAUUUAACUCUAAGCACACAAAAGGGGCAGAAGAGAAGAUUUUUGACGAAGUAAUGUCCAAUUUUCCUUCACACUACAGACGACGGAAAAGGCCUGAAGAUGAUACUGAACUUCCAGCACAAACUUCUAGGCAGUCAGAUGAUCCAGACAUGAAUACAGAGAAUGCGAUUGGGCGACAACAGCUGGUGAAGAAACGACCUUUAGAAGGUACCAAAGCCGCUGUAUCGUUGGCUAAGAGACAGAAGACUCUCCAUUCGGAGAAAGCUGCAGACGCAGAGGCGGUGCAAGGCGAUCCCGUAGAACUGGACGAGCGAACAACGCAAAUUCUAGAAGAGGAGCUGCAGGCCGUUAUGAUUAAGGUGUGGCAGUCGCUGCCCGACAGCCCGCACUCGGCCGCCGAGCGCUACGUGGCCGAGCGGCUCAGGAACGAGGCCAGUGACGACAUUCGGAACGUAUUAGGUCUCAACGUGACCAAGAGGUUGCUGAAUGUCUUCAAUCCCCUGUUUUUGAGGGUGCAUUUCACCCGGCCGCCGGACUCGGCGCACCUGAAGCACUUCCUGAAGAGCCACAACAUCAAGGAGUUCAAGCAGCACCAGCACCACCGCAACCUGUACGUGGCGCGCGUGCGGGACAUCGCCGACUUCGACCGCCUGUGCACGGCGAACAACCAGAAAUGCGGAAACGCAAAAGUCACCAUAAAGCCAAGCUAUAGAUUCUCUCAGUUUCCGGCGAAACUUAAUACUAUCUUUGUGAAAAGAAAAAGUAAAGGAAAGAAAGACAAUGAAAACACUGAGGAAAAAGGAGCACCAAACAAGGAAACUGCUGAAACUCCCUCAAAUGAGAAAAAAAUUAAACAACCGACUGCAACAUCUCAGACAAAACAAGUAACUGUUAUAAAUAAAAAUGAUCAACCUCCUAAGACAACUAUUGCAUCAGAGAAAAAGUUAGUGACAGUACAAAGUGAGACGUCUACAGUUAAAAAAGAACAAACGACGUUUACACCAGUAACUAAACCUAAGCCAAAUCAGCUGACUCCAAAUGUUAAACCGGUUACCACACCGACUAAAGGAAAACCAAAUCAAGAAGUUAUAACUAAAAAACUUACUGAGUCAACUAAACCAAUUGACAAAUCUUCAACAAUCAACAUAAAAGCCAAAGUAAAUCAAAAUAACCAGGAAAAUAUAACAACUAAGAAAUAUAUUGAAGCAAAACCGAAACUGGCUGUUGGGCCUAAUACAGUAGCGAAUAUUAAACCUAAUUCUAAUCAGAUCAAAGAAGACGUAGCAAAUAACAAAGAAGCAAUACAGAAACAGACUGUAAAGCCCGUUACUCCAAGCAAUACUAAACCCCAACCCAAUGAAAUUAAACAAGAUGGUGUAACAACUAAUCAGGUUAAAGAAAACAUAGCAAAUAACAAAGAAGUAACACAGAAACCGACUAUAAAGGCUGUUACUCCAAGUAAUACUAAACCCCAACCAAAUCAAAUUAAACAAGAUGGUGUAGCAACUAAUCAGAUUAAAGAAAACAUAGCAAAUAACAAAGAAGUAACACAGAAACCGACUGUAAAGCCUAAUCCUAAUAAUAUUAAACCUCAACCAAAUCAAAUCAAACAAGAUGGUGUAGCAACUAAAAAGGUUACAGAAACUACGCCUAAAUCAAGUGAAAAAUCUAUUGCACCAACUGAUAAUAAACCAAAAGCAAAUCCAACUAACCCAAACGUAGCAACAAAGAAAAUAAACGAAACAACACCGAAGGCAACUGAAAAAACUGUAGUAGCAUCCAAUAUUAAACCUAAAGAAAAUCAAAAUAAACAGGAAGCUAUAACAACUAAAAAAACCAUUGAAACAGCACCAAAAUCUGUUGCAAAACCUACUGUAGCAGUAAAUAAUACACCGAAACCAAAGCAGGCUAAUCAAAAAGUUUUAGCAACUAAAAAAAUUCAACCAACACCAAAAUCACCUGUAAAAAAUAUAACUAAACCAAAGGAAGUAGCAACUAAAAAAGCUCUAAUAACACGAAAAUUUAUUGCUGAACCUUUUGAUGAAACCGAUGAAAUGAACGAUGAAGAAAUACUUGCUUUAAUAUCCACGGGCAUCGUAGUUGACGAAUGCAGCGGUUCAGAUGAAGAAUGAUAUUUAAAAAAACAUUACCUAUUUUAAACAUAUAUAAUUUUUUUUUUUAUUGUGUACAUGUUAGCCCUUGACUACAAUCUCACCUGAUUGUAAGUGAUGAUGCAGUCUAAGAUGGGAGCGGGCUAACUUGUUAGGAGGAGGAUGAAAAUCCACACUCCUUUCGGUUUCUACACGACAUUGUACCGGAACGCUAAAUCGCUUGACGGUACGUCUUUGUCGGUAGGGUGGUAACUAGCCACGGCCGUAGCCCACCAGCCAGACCAGGACAAAUUAAGAAAAACCCAAAAAUAGAUACAUAUAAAAUAUACCGUGUGGUAUGAAUUAAGGCCAGUUCUUUAUUGGUAUGAAUAUUAUGUAUCUGGCACAUUGACCUCUUAUAAUAAAAGGACGCACAAUCAUGUAGAAAAUGUCACUUAAAAUCUGGCCAAUUUUGCGUUGGCAGUUUUAAAAUUAUUGGUAAAGAUAAUUAUACCUAAAGGCCUUUAAUUAAAGUCCAAUAUUCAAUAAAAUCGCCAUUUCAGAGCAAAUUCAACCUUAAUGAUUGAGUUUAAGGUUGAAUUUGCAAAUGCGACUACUUGAAUUGAGUGCCAAGAAGUUGUGUUUGGCACUCAUUGAGUGGGGACAUUUUUUGGUCGCUGAUUGUUACCGUUAGAUUAUAAUCUAUCACGCGAUAUUGUGAACUGCAACAUACUCCAAAGAACUGGAACUUGAUUGGCUCUGAAAUUAAUGGUUAAGUUAGGUUAGCUAUUUUAUUCAUAUUUGUACUUUAUUUUUUUUUUUAUUUGUACAUUCUUCCUUACAAUCUAAUAAUAACACGUUAAAUUGUUAAUGUGUAAUGUAUAAAUUGUUCAAUAUAUAGAUAAUCUAACGGUAUUUACAAUUUUACAGGUAUAUAUAUUUUUUAAUAAAGUCAGUUUUAGUUAUUAAAAAGUGUAUAAAACACCCAGGAAAUAUAAUAAAGUAAAAUAAUUAUAAGGUUUUAGCGGGGCAGACUGAAGAUCCAUUUUCAGACCCCAUUUGAGUUUUGAAAAAUCUUUUAUUUCUAAGUAUUGUUUUCUAUUUUGCAUAUUGUGGUCGUCACAAAUAUUUCUUUUUUGUUAUAUAAAUAAACAAUUUUCUAUAUUAGUUGCAUUAAAAAAAAUAUUUUAUCUGAAACAGAAACUUGUUUGAAUCAGAAUUCAAGAUAAUGUCAGACUUUUUCUUGUUCCUGGACUUAUAACAACAAAGUUUUAUUAUAAUCGGGAGAAUGGUUUAAGAAUGCGUAGAUACUCAUACAUAAUAGAUAUCAAUUAUUAUACAUUCAGUUAUUUGUAUAAAAGUUAGUUUAGACUUCAUAUAAAUGAAGAUGAUUCCUAUAGUGUAGCAGUGGAAUUUCUUAGUAGCCCUUGUAAUUAAUUAAUAUAUUAAUAAUUACUAUCAAUAGAAAGUAGUUGUAAAAAUUCAUUUGCCUAUAUAAUGUAGCUAAAUAUGGUUCCGUGAUUAACUCGAAAUUUAUUAAGAAAUCGAUUAAUAUAAAACUAUGUUUUAAAUUAAGAUGUUUUUAUUUAAGACUCCUUGCCCUUAAGAGAAAUACUUGCUGUUAACGUAGCUUUCCAUUGGUGGAAGAAUUCAGUAGAGUAGUUAAAUAAAGGUCAAAAGUGACUGUUAUGCCUAGGGUUGCUAACAUUUUUUUCCAAUAUUUUAAACU
Molecule: messenger RNA, 7098 nt
Organism: Bicyclus anynana (squinting bush brown)
Lineage: Eukaryota; Metazoa; Arthropoda; Insecta; Lepidoptera; Nymphalidae
Exons: 18
Coding region: 297-5411 (1704 amino acids)
Source: RefSeq, a predicted model, not a curated record